AUGUACGAGACGAGUACCCCGGGACAAUACUAUCACAUCCAUGAGUCUUUGGAUCCCGAGCCGACGCUCAAGUUCUUGGGUCUCACCUCGGAGGAAGAGCUCAAGGAAUGGAGGAGCCUCGAAGACUGGAGGGAGGUUGUCAAGGUCAUUGCACCACGAGUCAAAGAACACUCUCGCGAACACAUGGACUCUCUCAACAACAACAAAACAAAACAAGCAGGGACUAUGGUGCUGAGACAUAAAGAGUUCGUGUUGACGGAACAUGGAAAAGCAGAACAGCAGUCUCUAAACUGGACAGUGAAGAAGAUGGAACUAGGCCCGGGAGAGAUCCGAAAGAUCCAAGAGGCGAGCCCUUCCAAGUGGCCAAAGUUUAAGGACGACGGCAAGCGGCGGCCGCUCAAGGGAAUCAAGGUCCCCGAACUCUGUCGCAUCAUUGCUGGCCCUACCAUCGGUCGGAUUCUUGAUGAAUACGGAGCCCAAGUAAUGAAGGUGACCGGCCCCGAGACGUCCGACGUGCCCUUCUUCCAAGUCGAUGUCAAUAUGGGCAAACACACAAUCAUGCUGGACCUCAAGACGGAAGAGGGCAAAAAGGAAUUCGAUGGACUUUUGGCAGAGGCCGACAUCGUGCUGGAUGGUUACCGACCAGGCGCCAUCGAGGCCCGCGGAUAUGGGCCAGUGGGUCUUGAGAAGCUGGGCCGACACAGAAAGCAAGGAGGCUACGUGUACGUGGCCGAGAACUGUUACGGACAUGUGGGCGUGUGGAAAAGCCGUCCAGGCUGGCAGCAGAUUGCCGACUGCUUCAGCGGCGUGGCAUGGGCUCAGGGAGAGUUCAUGCGUCCAGACGGAGCCAAGGACGGAGCCAACAGGGUCGAGCCUAUCGUACCUCCCUUUCCAAUGUCCGACUAUGGAACCGGCUGCAUGGGCGCCAUUGCGGCCAUGGUAGGGCUUUAUCAUCGAGCCAAGUCUGGUGGCACUUGGCGAGGGCAGACAUCUCUACUGCAAUACGACCUGCUCCUCUUCCGCUGUGAACAAUACCCCAAAGAAUUCCAGGACCAGAUUCGCAAGUCCUUGGGCUAUGAUAAACCUCGCACAAAACCAAAAGAUGGUACCCGGCCGGAAAUACCUGAUUUCUGGGACCUCAAGCAUGACAACAGCGUGGACCAAGUUUCCGGCGCGGCAUACAGGCUCAUGGAAGAGCAUUUCCCCGCUUAUUUCAAGAACAAAACACUCCUCCAAGAUUGGAACGCUCCGUACUUCACGGCACCCGGGGAAUCAAAGGUUCCCGUGCUGCGUGCCGUUGUACCGGUCGUGAAAAUUGAGGGAUUCAUUGUGGCCCAUCAGAGAGCAUCGCGCCCGGACAUGAUAGUGAAGGCGGAUCGCAAAGCAACCUGGUAUGAUGCUGACUGGGAGGAGGAAGAACCCCGGACUUCUUAG
Messenger RNA from Anthostomella pinea, 1434 nucleotides. The record is from the annotation of a GenBank genome assembly. Lineage: Eukaryota; Fungi; Ascomycota; Sordariomycetes; Xylariales; Xylariaceae.